This is a messenger RNA of Nicotiana tabacum (common tobacco), 823 nucleotides long. NCBI's taxonomy places the organism in Eukaryota, Viridiplantae, Streptophyta, Magnoliopsida, Solanales, Solanaceae. The record is from RefSeq and is a predicted model, not a curated record.
AAGGGCACAAACCUAAAACCCUUAUGAACGAGCAGUAGUCCCCCCACUUAGCUUCUCCACAUUUUGUACUGAACAUUCCCACAGUACAAAAAGGCUUUCGCAUUCUUCGAGAAUCUGCGCUCUUUUCACUCUAUAACCCGAUCUAGGGUUUUUUCUCGUGCUCGAUCUUCUCACAUUUCCAACAUUCUCAUCACUUUUCCGGCCACAUACUCAGUCUUAAAUGGCGUAUCAAGGACAAACUCUUGAUAUUUCCGGCGACCGCCAGUCCGGUCAGGAUGUUCGCACCCAAAAUGUGACUGCAUGUCAAGCAGUUGCUAACAUUGUCAAAUCCUCGCUUGGACCUGUUGGCCUCGAUAAGAUGCUUGUUGAUGAUAUUGGCGACGUAACAAUUACUAAUGAUGGUGCCACAAUUCUGAGGAUGUUAGAAGUUGAGCAUCCAGCUGCCAAGGUUCUUGUUGAGUUGGCUGAACUCCAAGAUCGAGAAGUUGGUGAUGGAACAACCUCAGUCGUUAUUAUAGCUGCAGAGUUGCUUAAGGGAGCAAAUGAGUUGGUGAGGCACAAAAUUCACCCGACCUCGAUAAUCAGUGGAUAUAGGCUAGCAAUGAGGGAAGCGUGCAAAUAUGUCGAAGAAAAGUUGGCUGUUAAGGUAAUGAUUCCUGGUCUCUGGCCUGCGUAUUAUGCUGAUUUAUCUGCCACCUAUGAAGUAGUUCAUUUAAAUGCUAAUCUAGCUGGCAUUAUCUUUGAAAUGUGGAAUAUACCUUGCCGACCUUAUGAGAAAAGGACAUUUUCUGAAAUUUAUGAAUAUUAAGGUUGAGUCUCAUCA